Molecule: messenger RNA, 553 nt
Organism: Amoebophrya sp. A120
Lineage: Eukaryota; Dinophyceae; Syndiniales; Amoebophryaceae
Source: the annotation of a GenBank genome assembly
AUGUUGUCCCGAGCAAUCGGACGUGGCCUCCGCGCCAACCAGUCAGUAACGAACUUCAGCCAGAGGACAGGUUUGUAGGGUUCUUUUGCUGAUUCUUUUCUUGCACGAUGGGCACGACACUGAUGUUUGAAGAUCAAGAUGUAGAGAGCACGCAUACCCAAUGUGUAGUAGAGCUCCUUCAUGUAUACCGGCAAUCGCUGAUACAUACAACUCAAAUUACUUUGAAAACUUCGAACUAUCAGCCCAACGCCAGUUCGCCGACGCUGCCGCCAAGCCAAAGGCGCUAGGCCAGAGCACGGCGACGCAAACACCCAUUCUGUACUACAACAGCACGCAACAAGCCACGUCGUCGAUCAAUCACCGCAUGUUCUACGUGAACGUCGUCGGUAUGAUACGAUGCGAUCGAUUGAUUCAUUAUUCUGUAUCAAAUCUUGUUUAUGAUGUUUUCCACUUCUAUCACUGCAGCGCGCAUGAGAAACUUUCACAAACCACAAAAACUAACAGCAAUGAUGGCGGUCGCGGAUGCCUUCAAUACCCUGGUGGACUUUUGAAG